ACUUAUAUAAGAAACGGAUCAAUUUGACCCGAGGACAACAAAAAGGUUAAAAGGACAAAAUUCAAGCAUUUUCCGGUCAUCUUUGACCGUCAUUCUUUAGCCGUUUCCUAGCUUCGACGCUAGGUGGGGUCGAAGCUAUACUAUUCUGUGGCGUGCUGCCGUCUAUGUGCAGUCGAGGAAGCCGAGAUGGCAGCCACCAUGAAGGGACCUGGAGUUGAAGAUGUGAACGUUACUUUUGAAGACCAACAGAAGAUCAAUAAAUUUGCCAGGAACACGAGUCGGAUGACCGAGCUGAAAAACGAAAUUGAGGCAAAGAAAAAAUCGCUGCAGAACUUACAGGAUGCCAGCGACGACCUAAUGAUGUUGGACGACGACGCUUUAUUGAUCCCAUAUCAAAUCGGCGAUGUCUUUGUCAGUCACAGUCAAGAAGAAACACAAGAGAUGCUGGAGGCUGCAAAGGAAACACUGGAGCAGGAGGUCAAAGGCCUUGAGGAACGAGUGUCAGCGAUACAGCAAGUUUUGGGUGAUCUGAAGGUCCACCUCUAUGCCAAGUUUGGCAACAACAUUAACCUGGAGGCAGAUGAAAGCUGAGUUGAGAAAUGGACAUUGACAGCUGCCCCAACACAGACUUUUUCAUGCAGCUCUUGUAUCCGAUCCACCGAGUGUUUGCCGAACAAAACAUCAAGGACUCGGCAUGAUCGGCUUAGAUUUGUAGCAUCAGGCUUGUGUUUGCACCAAUGUUGUAUGAUUCUUCAGUUAAGAUUUUGGCAAACAAAUUCACAAGGGCAACAAACAUUUGGAGACUAAAUAAAUGCACAUCAUUUCUAAUGUCUUUUAAUUGGUCCCUUAUUUAAUGCUCAUAUUGUUGGUUUUUACUCUGUUGAUCAAACCAAAGUAAA
Molecule: messenger RNA, 899 nt
Organism: Etheostoma cragini (Arkansas darter)
Lineage: Eukaryota; Metazoa; Chordata; Actinopteri; Perciformes; Percidae
Gene: pfdn4
Product: prefoldin subunit 4
Exons: 4
Coding region: 187-591 (134 amino acids)
Biological process (GO): protein folding
Cellular component (GO): cytoplasm; prefoldin complex
Source: RefSeq, a predicted model, not a curated record